This is a messenger RNA of Pisolithus orientalis, 933 nucleotides long. RefSeq names its product ubiquitin-conjugating enzyme/RWD-like protein. The record is from RefSeq and is a predicted model, not a curated record. NCBI's taxonomy places the organism in Eukaryota, Fungi, Basidiomycota, Agaricomycetes, Boletales, Pisolithaceae. The transcript is spliced from 3 exons. The coding region runs from base 27 to 740 and encodes 237 amino acids.
CCUCUACUAGCCUCCCAACAAGUAGGAUGGACCGCAUCUUGCGUAGAGUCAACAUGGAAAUUAUAGACUGUAAAGAGGACGAAGCUUCCAAUUUCAGGGUCGAGCUCGUCGAUUCAUCUCCCUUCCAUCUCAAAGGAUCCUUUCUUGGCCCCGAAGGCACACCCUACGAGAAUGGCACCUUUGAGGCUGAUGUUGUCUACCCAGAGUUCUACCCCUGGUAUCCGAUGCAGGUGAAGUUCAUCACCAAGAUGUAUCAUCCUAACAUAUCACCGGUGUCGGGUGUCAUCUGCCUUAACAUUCUGCAACAUGAUUGGUCUCCCGCACUUACCCUCAAAACGGUCUUGAUAUCGUUGCAGGCAUUGCUGUCCUCCCCUGAAUCAAGUGACUCCCUGGAUACCGAAGCUAUGUAUCAUUACAAGGCAGAUAAACACAGCUUCGAGGAGACAGCACGGUAUUGGACAUGGUUAUAUGCAAGAGGGUCUAAGUGCAUAGGAGCCAACAAUCCGAUAGGCUCUGGAGUAGAUGAUGCAGCCUUAGCAGGCCUCGAAAGCAUCCACAUAGAUCGAUUUGAGGCUUUUGGUUUUCAGCGUUCGAAAGUGGCAUGUGAUCUGCAGACCUGUCUACCUAUGAAACUGAAGGAAUUGAAUGUACAGAUUGAUAUUUUGCGCAAACUGAAUUAUAGGGGAUCUAAUGUGGCAAACAUACCGGACGAGGUAGUCAUCGAGGGAUUGUUGGAGUGACGGCGCAUUCCUGCACUUACAGUAAGUAUGCGGCGUUAUCGUUUCUCUACCCUUUUGCCACAUCACCUCUUGCAUCCGUUCAGUAUGCCCUUCCUCGAUUCUUUCGCUGAAUCACUUCUCGUACCCAUUCACAUUAUGUCAUCUCGAAUAUAUGUCUAUUCUUGUGCCCCAUUUCCUGUAUUGCCAUACCUCC